Molecule: messenger RNA, 2748 nt
Organism: Tupaia belangeri chinensis (Chinese tree shrew)
Lineage: Eukaryota; Metazoa; Chordata; Mammalia; Scandentia; Tupaiidae
Product: catenin alpha-3-like
Exons: 5
Coding region: 145-849 (234 amino acids)
Biological process (GO): cell-cell adhesion; cell migration
Cellular component (GO): adherens junction; fascia adherens
Molecular function (GO): actin filament binding; cadherin binding; beta-catenin binding
Source: RefSeq, a predicted model, not a curated record
CUUAUUUGUAAACUUAAAGCCCAUCAUUUUCUGAAUGACUGUCUCCUCUUUGAUAGAUUUUCUUUCUCAUCUUUGUUACCAGACUAGCAUACUUCCUGUCUACCUCCAAUAUAUGAUUAACUGGGGCAUGGAAUUCAGGCUAAGAUGACUCAGCUGCCUGAGGCAGAAAAGGAAAAGAUUGCUGAGCAAGUUGCUGAUUUCAAGAAAGUAAAGAGUAAACUGGAUGCCGAGAUUGAGAUAUGGGAUGACACGAGCAACGAUAUCAUUGUCCUGGCCAAAAAGAUGUGUAUGAUCAUGAUGGAGAUGACAGACUUCACGAGGGGUAAAGGACCAUUAAAACAUACAACUGAUGUGAUCUAUGCAGCUAAAAUGAUAUCUGAAUCAGGUUCACGGAUGGAUAUCCUUGCUAGGCAGAUUGCUAAUCAGUGUCCAGAUCCAUCAUGCAAACAGGACUUGCUGGCCUACCUGGAACAGAUUAAGUUCUACUCCCACCAACUGAAAAUCUGCAGUCAAGUGAAAGCGGAGAUCCAGAACCUGGGGGGAGAGCUCAUCAUGUCAGCUUUGGACAGUGUCACUUCCCUGAUCCAAGCAGCCAAAAAUUUAAUGAAUGCUGUAGUGCAAACGGUGAAAAUGUCUUACAUUGCUUCAACCAAGAUCAUCCGAAUCCAGAGUCCUGCUGGGCCUCGGCACCCAGUCGUGAUGUGGAGAAUGAAGGCUCCUGCAAAAAAACCCUUGAUUAAAAGAGAGAAGCCAGAGGAAACUUACGCGGCUGUCAGACGAGGCUCUGCAAAGAAAAAAAUUCAUCCAGUGCAAGUCAUGAGUGAAUUCAGAGGAAGACAAAUGUACUGAAAACACUAUUCUACUUUGGUGUCUAUAUUACAACAUCCUGGCUAAUCAGGAUUUUGCUUUAUAUAGUGCUUGGUUAGUGCUGUGAUUUCACUAAGUUUUGGGCUUUAACCCACAAAUAACAUAAAAUAUCGGAAGCUAAACCAACCAACAUAAGCAAUGCCUAUUUGGGAUGUUGUCACUGUCAUCUCUGUAAGAACAUUUCCUAAUAGUUACUCAAUACAUGCUAGUUGGAUGAAUGAAAAGUGCAGGGAUCAUUCAGCUUUUCCAAUCACAGGGAAUAUCAUAUUUGUUACCAAAUGAGCAUAGGAAGUACAAGUCCUAUUCUGUGAUAUGCAAAAGUUUGAGUACACUCAUCCUUUUCAUUUUGAAUUAAUACACUAACAAUGAGCACUUGACUUGGUUUUUGAUAAAAACAGACGGCUUUAUUAGUAGUUUCCUGUUUAAUCCCCAGACUUUAUCUGUUCUAACCUGACACCUAAUCUGGAAGAAAUGUGACUCCUGCCAGAGGAAGAAACUUCCACUCUGCAGGUAUUGGUAUUCAUCGUCCAAUGACUAGGCUGAAAUCCAUUAUAAACUAACCAAGUUUGAGCAGUAAAACUACUUGCUAGACCCUGAAAGUCAGUCCUGAUAAUUAACAAAAUGAUUUAUUAAUACUACAAAUAUCAUAGUGAAUUUUGAUGUGAGAUAUGCACCUUGUACUGUUCUGUGUGUCCACAAGUUCUGCAUUUUUAAAUGCUGGUUCCAUCCGAUUAUGUAUGCAGAAAAAGAGUUACCACCUAGUAAAGAAAUGAGGCACCCGACUGUGUCCCGGAGUGAGUUAUGAUAACAGAAGUAUAAGGAGUUCUGCAUGACUCUAAAGACAUAUUUGUAUCUGCUUUCAAUUGUAAUUAAAAGGAGAAGGCCAGUUUGAAAAACCUUUUGUCAUCGAGUGAAAUAUAACAGUGCGAUUCGUACCAUUGAACUAUAAAGCAGAGUUAAUGGUGAUGAAGCUAGAGUGAUUUUAAUAACAUUCCUUUAAAUAAAAGUCACUGGGGUCAUUUUAUAUCUACUAUGCUUUUCCUUAGUUGAGUUCAGAAUGGACUUCAUAAUAAUCUUAGAGUCUAGUGCACUGCUUCACUCUCCUCUUUUACUCUCACAUUCUUUUCAUGGUAGACUCAUCAUAAACUCUUAGAGGAAUUAAGUUUGGGUUUGACUUUUUCUCACUUAUAGGGUUCCCAUUAACAAAAAAUUUAACAUUUAUUUUCUAUUCUACUUUAUCAUAGUAAUACUAUAAUCAUAACUUCUCAUCGUACACAUUACCAUUGAUUACUUGUUCCAACAAUGACAUUACCUUAGACUGAUGAGGAAAAAAUUCACAGAUGUGUUAUCAGCUGAUGUUCGGGGGGUGGUGCAUAAGAAUGCCUAAAGUUUAGAGCAUGAUGUGUAUUGUAGAUAUCUUGAGGAAAAGAGUAUGGGAAAAGAAGGACCUAAUAAAUAGGCAAUUAAAAAUUGUGAAGGAAAUGUUAACUUCCAUUUAUUGUACUGAAUUAUUUCAUUUCUCCAAAUUGCUGAAUUAUCUGGGUUCAGUGAAGAAACUUUGUAAGAAGUCAAAAAGCUCCUCACUAUCUUGCACAAUGGACUGACCCAAAGUAAUAUUCUAAACCAAGUUUACUCCCUAAAGGAUAAGGUAGUGAGGAAGAGAUUUAGGGAAUCCAGAUAACUACAUUUUUCUACUGUCUAGAGAAUUGAAGAAAAAUGCUACCAUCUUUUUCUGCUCUACUAUAGACAUUGAACGUGUGACAUUGUACACCCUUCUCUUAGGUAGAAUUGUGAAUUUAUAAUUUAGUUGAGAAAAUGACUUUUUAGAGAGAGAGAGAUUUUUUUCUAUAGGGCAUAUGUGCUUGCUGGAGAGACAGAGAC